Papilio machaon (common yellow swallowtail) is the source of this 1310-nucleotide messenger RNA. RefSeq names its product DNA/RNA-binding protein KIN17 (gene kin17). Gene Ontology annotation, molecular function: double-stranded DNA binding. The transcript has 7 exons. Bases 153 to 1310 code for a protein of 385 amino acids. Gene Ontology annotation, cellular component: nucleus. NCBI's taxonomy places the organism in Eukaryota, Metazoa, Arthropoda, Insecta, Lepidoptera, Papilionidae. Gene Ontology annotation, biological process: DNA replication; DNA damage response. The record is from RefSeq and is a predicted model, not a curated record.
UUUACUGUUUGUGUCACAGUUAAGAUUUAAAUUGAUAUAAAUAAUAUCAUACGCAAUCCGGAAUACUGUUAUUGUUUGCAAACUUUUGUUUCAAACAUCACACUACGAUUACAACUGUUUUGACUUAAUUAAUGAACUGUUAACGGUUAAAAAUGGGUGGAAAAGCCGAAAAAGGUACACCUAAGUACAUCGCGAAUAAGAUAAAAGCUAAAGGUCUACAGAAAUUACGAUGGUAUUGUCAAAUGUGUCAAAAACAAUGUCGUGAUGAGAAUGGAUUCAAAUGUCACACCAUGUCAGAGUCCCACCAGCGUCAGCUUUUACUGUUUGCUGACAACGCUUCGAGAUAUAUCGACGAGUUUUCCAGGGAGUUUGCUGAUGGAUAUUUAGAGUUAUUGAAGCGUCAGUUUGGUACGAAACGAGUUAAUGCUAAUAAAGUGUAUCAGGACUAUAUUUCUAACAGAGACCAUCUUCAUAUGAAUGCAACACAAUGGGAGACUCUGACUGACUUCGUAAAGUGGUUAGGCAGGGAGGGGAAGUGCGUUGUUGAUGAAACAGAGAAAGGCUGGUUUGUAGCGUACAUAGACAGAGACCCAGCGACUAUAGCUGCUCAGGAGGCUAAAGUUAAAAAGGAAAAGAUGGAUAAAGAUGAUCAGGAAAGAAUGUUAGAAUUCAUACAGAAACAAGUUGAAAAAGGUAAGAAAGAAACAAGUACAGAAGAACCUUCGUAUACAGAAUUCAAACGAGAGAACAGCCAAGAAAGACUGACUCUAAAUAUCAACCUGAAGAGGAGACCUGAAGAUAAGUCCGAUGGUCUUACAAAGUCAGCGCUUCAAGUACAGAAGACAAAAGAAGAGUCAUCUAGCAAAAAGAAGAAGAUAGAAGAAAAAAAUAAACAGAGUGCUUUAGAUGCUAUCAAGGAAAUGCAAGAAAAAGCCAGAGAAAGGGCUAAUAGGAAAGAUCAUUGGUUAACGGAAGGUAUUAUUGUGAAGAUUGUUACAAAAAGUCUCGGAGAUAAAUAUUUCAAACGGAAAGCUGUUGUUGAAAGAGUUGUGGAUAAAUAUGCAGCGCAUGUCAAACUUGUUGAUGAUAAUGUUAAAUUGAAACUUGAUCAGAAUCAUUUGGAAACUGUGAUACCAUCAACCGGUCGUUUGGUAAAGUUUGUGAACGGAGCUUACAACGGACAGACCGGAGUGUUGAAGAUGAUUGAUGUUGAGGGAUAUUGUUGUGAUGUGGAGAUAUGUUCGGGACCACUCUCCGGUCGACUUGUUAAAGGUGUUCAAUACGAAGAUAUAAGCAAAAUGGCUUCAUAA